This is a messenger RNA of Gekko japonicus, 1901 nucleotides long. RefSeq names its product alpha-1-antitrypsin-like. The record is from RefSeq and is a predicted model, not a curated record. Bases 124 to 1422 code for a protein of 432 amino acids. The transcript is spliced from 5 exons. Lineage: Eukaryota; Metazoa; Chordata; Lepidosauria; Squamata; Gekkonidae. Gene Ontology annotation, biological process: negative regulation of endopeptidase activity. Gene Ontology annotation, molecular function: serine-type endopeptidase inhibitor activity.
ACUAAUUAGCCAGCACAAAGGAUGCUCAGCUCCCUCUGCCAAUCUCAAAGUGAAGUGGAGUGACCGGGGAGUACCGCAGACUUGAAGAAAACAGCUGGGUCUUAUUGAACAUAUUGGAGAAAAAUGAAGCCCAUCAUUCUCCUGUUCAUUACUGGGAUUCUAGCUAACAAUGCUUUUCCUCCCAAUUCUGGAAACCAGUACUAUAAUAACAAUUGUGACAACCGUCAGUAUCCCCUAGACAGGAACCAUCCAAACCAACCCAAUCUAGGAAGAAGCCAAAGCCCAAACGAGAUUGUGGUUGGCACCAAUACCAACUUUGCAUUCAAGUUCUUGAAGCUAGCUGCUUCCAGUGGAGACCAGAGGGACAAUUCAGGCAAGAAAAACCUGGUCUUCUCUCCCAUGUGUAUCUCAUCUGCAUUUGCCAUGCUGGCUUUGGGUGCGAGGUCAGAAACUUCAGAUCAGAUCCUCAGAGGACUGAACUUUAAACCAGCAGAGAUCACGGAAAGGAACAUACAUGUAGGUUUCCAUGAUCUCAUCUACUUGCUAAACAGUGGGAGCUCAGGCCUCCACAUGGAAACGGGGUGUUGCCUGUUUGUGCAAAACAAGCUGCACCCUCAACCAGAUUUCUUAUAUGGCCUCAGAAAUAUCUACAGAGGAGAUAUCUAUAUGGAAAAUUUUAAGAACACAGCAGAAACUAUACAACACAUCAAUAGCUACGUUGAAAGGAAAACCCAGGGGAAGAUUUCUAAGCUCAUUGAUCGAGUUGAUCCAAUUACUGAAAUACUAAUGGUUAGUUUCUUUUACAUGAAAGCCAACUGGAAGAAGCCUUUUAAUCCAAAGUACACUGAGCCACGUGACUUCUAUAUUGAUCCUAACACUGUUAUCAAAGUGCCAAUGAUGUUUCAGAUGGGCAUGUUUGAAAGUGGCCGAGAUGACCAGAGGGCUUGUACCAUUUUGAAAAUGCCCUACCAAGGACAUGCUGAUGCAUAUUUUAUCCUGCCUGACAAAGGAGAAAUGGACAGGGUGGUCAGCAGCUUGUCAAAUGAAGCCGUGCAAGCUUGGAAGAGAAUACUCCAUAAGAGCUCUGUAGAUGUGUAUAUCCCAAAAUGUGCCGUUUAUGGAGAGCUGAAUCUGAAAGACAUAAUGUAUUCCAUGGGUAUAGUAGACGCCUUCACUGAAAAAGCCGAUCUGUCUGGAAUCACAGGCCAGCCUCAGCACAGAGUUAAUGGCGCUAUUCAUAAGGCUGUAAUGGUGAUAGAUGAGAAAGGAACGGAAGCCUCAGCAGCCUCUGCGAUGGACCUGGUGCCCAUGUCCAUGCCUACUGUAUUUGAAGUGAACUCUCCUUUCUUGACUAUCCUUGUUGAAAGAAAAACUGAAAGUAUUGUCUUCAUGGGGAAGAUCUCAAACCCUGCUGAGAGCUAAAUAAGCAAAACUCAUGUGACUAUUAAGCUACGAGUUAUUUCCUAAUCGUUUUGGCCUGAUCCACACUGAAUUGACUUUUCGCCUUUCCCGCAUGGCCUCCGUGGCUAAACUGUAGAACUGGAUUGUGUGAAGAGAGGAAGAGGGGAGGAAAAAUAAGCUAUGGGUGAAGCUGGUGGAAGACUUCUCAUUCAGAAUACAUCCCAGCGUAAUGGCUGCUGGUCCAUUCUGCCUACUGUUUGUGCUUAUUGUCUUUGCUCAGCAGACCAAUGCGUAGCACAUGAUUUACCUCUUGUCAGGUACCAAAUGUUCCUGGUAUUGACUUGCAGUGGCACGGAGAUACAUCACAGUGGCUAAUUUGAGGAAGCAGGCACAUGGAGCAGCUGCCCUGGGGAGGAAAUUUCAAGGCAAAUGUCAUGUGUUAUAUUGUCUUGAGGAAUGCUCAUCAUACAUCCACGCUAAAUGUUUUUCCAGAGCACUAG